Messenger RNA from Oncorhynchus tshawytscha (Chinook salmon), 2753 nucleotides. Its product is annotated as cytochrome P450 4F3-like. NCBI's taxonomy places the organism in Eukaryota, Metazoa, Chordata, Actinopteri, Salmoniformes, Salmonidae. Gene Ontology annotation, molecular function: iron ion binding; monooxygenase activity; heme binding. The record is from RefSeq and is a predicted model, not a curated record.
AUGAGAAGCAGAUACGGGGAGUUGAACGUUUAUUCGGAACAGACAGGUAACAGGAACAGCGUCAGCGCACGGGUAUACAGAGACACACGAACACGAAUGCUGAAGCGGGGAAAAGACAGACAUAGGGGAGGGAAUGACAGAGGUGAUUGAGUCCAGGAUGGCUGUUAUUGAUGCCGUGCUGGAUCGUCUGCUAGAUGGACUCCUGGGUCUGGGUCGUCUCCUGUCUCCUCUCUGCUCCCUCUUUGUUCUCCUCCAGCUCUCUGCUCUGGUUGUCCUCCUCCUCCUGUCCCUCCGUGUCGUCUGUCUGCUGUGGAGCCAUGCUCAGUUCACCAGACGUCUCCGGUGCUUCAGUAAACCCCCCACACAAAACUGGCUGGUGGGACACCUGGGAGAGAUGCGGAGCACGGAGGAGGGCCUGCAGGCGGUGGAUCAGUUGGUAAGAACCUACAGCCACUCCUGCUCCUGGUUUCUGGGCCCCUUCUACUCCCUGGUACGACUCUUCCACCCUGACUACAUCAAGCCUCUGCUGCUGGCACCAGCUUCCAUCACAGUCAAAGAUGAGCUUUUCUAUGGGUUCCUGAGACCAUGGCUGGGACAGAGUCUUCUCCUGAGUAACGGAGAGGACUGGUCUCGUCGUAGACGUCUACUCACUCCUGCAUUCCACUUCGACAUCCUCAAGAACUAUGUGAAGAUCUUCAACCACUCCUCCAACAUCAUGCAUUCUAAGUGGCGCCGCCUGGUGGCCGAGGGAGAGAGCCGCCAGGACAUGUUCAAUCACAUCAGCCUGAUGACUCUGGACAGUCUGCUCAGAUGUACCUUCAGCUACAACAGCAACUGCCAGGAGAGUUCCAGUGAGUACAUUGCAGCCAUUUUUGAGCUGAGUACCCUGGUGAUCGAGCGGAGAGGACGUAUCCUGCACCACUGGGACUGUCUGUACUGGAGGUCCCCAGAGGGACAGCGCUUCAAACAGGCCUGUAGUGUAGUACACGGGUUCACCAGGACUGUUGUCCAGGAGCGCAGAGCACAGCUUCUCCACCGGGGAGAGCCAGAGAGCCACACUGACACCACAGGAGGGGAGGAGAAGAAGAAGAAGAAAAGAGUAGCAGACUUCAUUGAUUUGUUACUGCUGUCAAAGGAUGAGGAUGGUCAUGGUCUCACAGAUGAGGAGAUAAAAGCAGAGGCAGACACUUUCAUGUUUGGAGGUCAUGACACCACGGCCAGCGGGAUCAGCUGGGUUCUGUAUAACCUGUCUCAGCAUCAGGACCACCAGGACCGCUGUAGAGCCGAGGUCAACGACCUGCUACAAGACCGAAAGACAGAGGACUUAGACUGGAAUGUUCUCUCAUCGGUCCCCUUCACCACCAUGUGUAUUAAAGAGGAGACUGCACUCCCCGUGUCUGCUGUCACCAGACGGGACAUGACGGUGCCAGGUGGACGGGUCAUACCACAGGGUAGCAUCUGUCUGGUGAGCAUCUAUGGGACCCAUCACAACCCUGAGAUCUGGCCUGACCCAGACGUCUACAACCCCAUGCGCUUCGACCCUGAGAACUCAAAGGACCGUUCAUCCCAUGCCUUCAUACCUUUCUCUUCAGGACCUAGGAACUGUAUAGGUCAGAAGUUUGCCAUGGCAGAGCUGCGUGUGGUGGUGGCGCUGACCUUGAGGAGGUUCCGUUUGACCCCAGGGGGGGUGGAGGUGAGGAGGCUACCCCAGCUGGUGCUCAGGGCCGAGGGGGGGCUGUGGCUGACGCUGGAGACCCUAGACGCCCCCCAGGACUAACCCCUGAACUCCUCUCUCCUCUAUGGAUCAGACAUAGAGAAAACUGAUAUUAUGAUUUUACUGUAUAAACAUACGCUGAGUAUACGAAACCUCAAGAACACCUUAACACAGUAAAAUAAAUAGUCCUAAAGCCGACAAAUAAACAAUAAAAAUAAAUAGUCCUAAAGCCUACAAAUAAACAGUAAAAUAAAUAGUCCUAAAGCCGACAAAUAAACAAUAAAAUAAAUAGUCCUAAAGCCUACAAAUAAACAGUAAAAUAAAUAGUCCUAAAGCCGACAAAUAAACAGUAAAAUAAAUAGUCCUAAAGCCGACAAAUAAACAAUAAAAUAAAUAGUCCUAAAGCCUACAAAUAAACAGUAAAAUAAAUAGUCCUAAAGCCGACAAAUAAACAAUAAAAUAAAUAGUCCUAAAGCCGACAAAUAAACAGUAAAAUAAAUAGUCCUAAAGCCUACAAAUAAACAGUAAAAUAAAUAGUCCUAAAGCCGACCAAAUAAACAAUAAAAUAAAUAGUCCUAAAGCCUACAAAUAAACAGUAAAAUAAAUAGUCCUAAAGCCUACAAAUAAACAGUAAAAUAAAUAGUCCUAAAGCCGACAAAUAAACAGUAAAAUAAAUAGUCCUAAAGCCGACAAAUAAACAGUAAAAUAAAUAGUCCUAAAGCCGACAAAUAAACAACAGAAUACAUAGGCCUGAAGCCGACAAAUAAACAGUAAAAUAAAUAGUCCUAAAGCCGACAAAUAAACAGUAAAAUAAAUAGUCCUAAAGCCUACAAAUAAACAGUAAAAUAAAUAGUCCUAAAGCCGACCAAAUAAACAAUAAAAUAAAUAGUCCUAAAGCCGACAAAUAAACAGUAAAAUAAAUAGUCCUAAAGCCUACAAAUAAACAGUAAAAUAAAUAGUCCUAAAGCCGACAAAUAAACAGUAAAAUAAAUAGCCCUAAAGCCGACAAAUAAACAGUAAAAUAAAUAGUCCUAAAGCC